AUGGAUCCGCACCGCCAACUCGUGUUGCUUAUGUGCAAUAAUUGCGUUACUGUACCCAGCGUCGAUCUUCCUGUUUGGCACAUCUGGCCCAUCUACCACCUUGACAACGCGCCCCAUCGUCUCCAAAGCAUUCCGCUCCUCAGGGUGGCCUUCUUCCGGCUCCAUAUAAGGAAGAUCUGGGCGAGCAUUUCACACUCUUGUUUGAGGCUGAGGUGGAUCAUAAGUUGCAAGAAUUCCGAGCCCGGGCAAGUGCGAGCUCGUCGCAAAUCCUGGCCUAACCAAGCUGCGGACGCCUCUGCACUCGGAAUCCCUCAUAGAUAUACGAAAAUAAGAUGGAAUGAGCAAUUUGGCUGGCCUAAAGAGACCUGGCUUCAAUCUGAGCCGGAUCUGCUCCUGGCUAGGGUUGGAGGGAGCCAUGAGUUCGCUUGUAAGCGAGACUGGGAGGAAUUGCAGAAGACUGAUGAUGAGAGACGGAAGGACGCCGUGAAGAGUCAGGGCAAGGCGAAAUUUGCGAGCGUCAAAGAAGGUUCCAAAGACUAUAUAUUCGAGGGAUCUAGACAUCUAGACUCAGCCCGAUUCGAGAAAAUGAAGAAGGAAAAGACAUUAUGUAACCAUACUAUUCCGAAGACCAAUGCUGCAACAUCUAUCCAUGCUUAA
Plenodomus lingam JN3 is the source of this 657-nucleotide messenger RNA. RefSeq lists its product as uncharacterized. The record is from RefSeq and is a predicted model, not a curated record. Lineage: Eukaryota; Fungi; Ascomycota; Dothideomycetes; Pleosporales; Leptosphaeriaceae.